Messenger RNA from Aspergillus terreus NIH2624, 1245 nucleotides. Its product is annotated as GTPase-activating protein RNA1. Gene Ontology annotation, biological process: nucleocytoplasmic transport; activation of GTPase activity. The record is from RefSeq and is a predicted model, not a curated record. Gene Ontology annotation, cellular component: perinuclear region of cytoplasm; nucleus; cytosol. Gene Ontology annotation, molecular function: GTPase activator activity; small GTPase binding. Lineage: Eukaryota; Fungi; Ascomycota; Eurotiomycetes; Eurotiales; Aspergillaceae. Bases 1 to 1245 code for a protein of 414 amino acids. The transcript has a single exon.
AUGGCCCCUCCAAAGGUCUUUUCGCUUGAAGGCAAGGGUCUCAAGCUGGACACCGCCGCCGAUGUUGAACCUCACAUCCAGCCUCUCCUGGAGAGCACCGACUACACGGAAGUCCGCCUGGGCGGCAACACCUUCGGUAUUACCGCCUGCGAACGCAUCGCCGCCGCGCUGGCGCCGCAGAAGUCUCUCGAAGUCGCUGAGUUCGCCGACAUCUUCACCUCCCGCCUGAUCGAAGAGAUCCCCGAAGCCCUGACCCAUCUCCUGAACGCCCUCCUCGAGAUCCCCACCCUCCAUACCGUCAACCUCUCCGACAAUGCCUUCGGCCAGAGAAUGUCCAAGCCCCUCGUGGACUUCCUCUCGCGCCACAUCCCUCUCCGCCAUCUGAUUCUGAACAACAAUGGUAUGGGUCCGGAGGCUGGUGCCCACAUCGCCGAUGCGUUGCGUGACCUGGCUGCCCGCAAGGAGGAGGCCCGCAAGGCGGGCCAGGAGGUGCCCCCGCUUGAGAGCAUCGUGUGCGGCCGGAACCGUCUGGAGAGUGGUAGCAUGGCGGCGUGGGCACGCGCCUACGAGGUCAACGCGGCGGGCAUGCGCUCCGUCAAGAUGACGCAGAAUGGUAUUCGGCAGGAGGGUAUUGUGCUGCUGCUGCGGGAGGGUCUGCGCCAUGCGACGGCGCUGGAGGUCCUCGAUCUGCAGGAUAACACAUUCACGGUCACCGGUUCGACUGCCCUGGCUGAUGUGGUGACCAGCUGGCCUGAGCUGCGCGAGCUGGGCGUCAGUGACUGCUUGCUGUCUGGUCGUGGCGGUGUCAAGCUUGCGAAGGCGCUUGCUGCGGCGAAGAACGGGAAGCUGGAGACGCUGCGGAUGCAGUAUAACGAGAUUACUGCGGAGGGCGUGAAGCAGUUCCUGCAUGCGAGCAAGACGGCUCUGCCCUCGUUGCGCCGUAUCGAGCUCAACGGCAACAAGUUCAUGGAGGAUGAUGAGAAUGUGACUGAGCUGCGGGAGAUCCUGGAGGGUCGCCAGGAGGAGCACGGCAAGGACGAUGACCCGGAGGACAUGUGGGGAGUUGAUGAGCUGGAUGAGCUCGAGGAGGAGAGUGAAGAAGAGGAGGAGGAGGAAGAGGAAGAGGAAGAAAAGGCCGAGCGGAUUGUCAAGGAAGCCGAGGAGGCAGAGGGAGAGAAAGUCGCCCAGGAAGCGGACAAGGAGGUGGACCAGCUUGCCGAGGCCAUGGGCAAGACCAGCAUCUAG